AUGGAAAGGAAAACGACAAGAAAAGAAGCUCAAGAGAAUGCCAACGAGAGCAGUGGCAAAGAAGGUGGUGAUGAUGAGAGAUGUGUGGACGGGAGGAGGAGAGAAAAGAGGGAAGAGUUGGAGACGAAUGGGGAGAAGAAAGAAAAAGGAAGAAAGAGUCGGAAGAAAUACGGACAGGACGGUAGAAAAAGGGUACAAGAGCGGACACCAGGACAAAACGGACCACAAGUCUGGAGAACUAAGAGCAGCAGCAAGAAUGGUCGUGGUUUGGCCGCGGAUCUGUCGAGUGCCUUGGCUACUCCAGGCGGAGCAGGAGCAGUGGCAUGCGCCUGCCUCGUUGCUUCCCUCCGUGGCUGCCCUUGUAACACGCCGUCAUGCGUAGCUUCUUCACUGCGGCAGUGGGGCUGCACUUGCUGUUUUUGGCUUGUGCUCGCCUCUUCGCCGCUCUGGAAUUAUGGGGCAGUGGGAUUGGAGUUUGGAGUUCGGCACUGGGUUUACGGGGCAGGUGCGAUGGGCGGUUUUCGCUUCGGAGCCUGUUGGGACCACUGGAGUCGUGAUUUCUCCAGUAAAACCCGCCUAGAGCUUAGUCUUAAGAUUACCUGGCGAGCUAAGCCGAACUGCUGA
Messenger RNA from Sporothrix schenckii 1099-18, 624 nucleotides. RefSeq lists its product as uncharacterized. The record is from RefSeq and is a predicted model, not a curated record. Lineage: Eukaryota; Fungi; Ascomycota; Sordariomycetes; Ophiostomatales; Ophiostomataceae. The coding region runs from base 1 to 624 and encodes 207 amino acids. The transcript has 2 exons.